Molecule: messenger RNA, 3718 nt
Organism: Chaetomium fimeti
Lineage: Eukaryota; Fungi; Ascomycota; Sordariomycetes; Sordariales; Chaetomiaceae
Exons: 6
Coding region: 236-3718 (1160 amino acids)
Biological process (GO): endonucleolytic cleavage of tricistronic rRNA transcript (SSU-rRNA, 5.8S rRNA, LSU-rRNA); maturation of SSU-rRNA from tricistronic rRNA transcript (SSU-rRNA, 5.8S rRNA, LSU-rRNA); ribosome biogenesis
Cellular component (GO): 90S preribosome; nucleus
Molecular function (GO): U3 snoRNA binding; GTPase activity; GTP binding
Source: RefSeq, a predicted model, not a curated record
GGGACGGCGUGCCUCAUGCCUCACAUGAUCUCCACGUGACCUCGCGUGGUGGGGCUCUUCGUGUCCAUCACAUGUGGGGUCAACAUGCCGAUAGGCUUAUCGCUUAUCGCGCCCACCUGCCGCCCAAAAAUUUCUGGAGCUUUGCGCGAGGAAUUGGAUCGAGGCGACAGGCUGCUGCGACACGACUCGGAUUUGGUGCAGCGACAACUCGACGCCGCAGAAAAGGGGUCCCAACAUGGACGGGCAAGCACACAAGCCUCACCGGGCUUCCAAGAAGUCCAAGGAAAAGAAGACACAACAUCAAGGGGGCCAAAACCCAAAAGCCUUCUCUUUCUCCAACCCCGGCAAGCUCGCGAAACAAGCGGCGCGCUCCCACGAUAUCAAAGAGAAACGCCUCCAUGUUCCCCUCGUUGACCGCCUACCCGAUGACCCGCCCCCGCGACUCGUCACCAUCGUCGGCCCUCCUGGCGUGGGAAAAACUACACUACUCAAAUCCCUGAUCCGCCGCUAUGCGAAGGAGACCAUCUCGGACCCGGUGGGGCCCAUCACGGUCGUCACCUCCAAGAAGCAACGGUUGACCUUCAUCGAAUGCCCGAACGAGCUAGAAGCCAUGGUCGAUAUUGCCAAGGUAGCCGACAUUGUGCUGUUGAUGAUUGACGGGAACUUCGGUUUCGAGAUGGAGACGAUGGAGUUCCUCAACAUACUCGCAGCCACUGGUAUGCCGGGAAACGUCUUUGGCAUUCUCACCCACCUUGACUUGUUCAGGAAACCACAGGCACUCAAGGAUGCGAAGAAGAGGCUCAAGCACAGAUUAUGGAGCGAACUCUACCAGGGCGCCCACCUGUUCUACCUCUCCGGCGUCCUGAACGGCCGCUACCCCGACCGCGAAAUCCACAAUCUCUCCCGCUUCCUCUCCGUCAUGAAGAACCCCCGACCGCUUGUGUGGAGGAACUCGCAUCCCUACACCAUUAUCGACAAUUACCGAGACAUCACCCACCCCACCAAGAUCGAGGAGGACGAGAGCUGCGACCGGUCCAUCGAACUAUCUGGCUACUUGCGCGGCACCAACUUCGCCGCCCAGGGGCAGAGGGUACACAUUGCCGGCCUGGGUGAUUUCACAAUAUCCGCUAUGGAGGUAUUACCGGACCCUUGUCCGACACCAGCCAUGGACCAAGCACUCGCUAAACUCACCGGGAAAACGGGCAGGAGGCGCUUGGAUGAGAAGGACAAGAAGUUGUGGGCCCCCAUGGCAGACCGGAGCGGCAUGAAAAUUACUGGCGACCACAUCGUCAUCACCCGGGAGAAGGGCUUCGCCUUCGACAAGGAUGAUGAGGGUGUCGAGCGCGGCGAGGGCGAGCAGCUUAUUGUUGAUCUCCAGGCCGAAAGGAGGCUUCUCGGCUACACUGAUAAGGGCGUAAAACUCUUCUCGACCGGGGAACAGAUCGCCGAGGUUCCAGAAGAGGCUGACAGUGGGAGGAAAAGCCAAAGAACCGCUCGCUUCCUUGAGCGGGAUGCCUCUGACGGGGAGGACGUGCCCGAGGAUGAGGGGUUCGUCAGCGGCGAGGAGGAGGAGGAAGGGUCCGACGUUGAGGCCGAAUUCGACGAGCAGAAACUAGGCAAGAUGUUUCGGAAACAGACCGAUAAGGACCAAGGGGAUGACGUUGCCUUCGCCGAUAGCGACUCUGAUCUGGGCUCCUUGUCUGGUGAAGAGGGCCCCGACGGUGACGACGACGAAGAUGAAAAUGACGAGGAUGAAGAGUUCGACUCUGACGAAGAAGGCGCGGCCGUCAAGUGGAAAGACAACAUGAUGGAGCGGGCAAAGAUGCUCCACGGGAAGAGACGCCCUUAUCGGGCAGUAGACCUUGCUAGGUUCAUGUACGAUACAACCCUGACGCCAAAGGAGGCGCUCCAAAAAUGGAGGGGUGAAGGGGAUGAGGAGGAGGAAGAGGAUAUCGAGCAGGAUGACGACACUUUCUUCCGGAGGACAGGUAACGACGAAAAGGAGGAUCUUGCCGAGGACCGGUCGAUACCUCGGUUCGACUACGAGGACCUGGCUGCGAGAUGGUCGAGCGAGGAUGCCGUUGAAGCCCUUCGUAGCAGGUUUGCCACAGCCAAUUUGGUCGACGAGGAUGGUGGCGACGAAGAGUUGGAUGAGGACGACGAGGAUGGCUUUGGGGAUGAGGACGAAGAUGAUGAGGGUGACGGCGCCUUUGAGGAUCUCGAAACCGGAGAGUCGCAUGGCGUCGAACAGGACGAAGAGAAGGGCGAAGAGGAGGCCGAGGAGAGCCUGGAGGCGGAGCGAGAAAAGAACGCCCGCCGCAAAGAAGAACUCAGGCUCCGAUUCGAGGAGGAGGAUCGUGAGGGCUUCAAGAACGAUAAAGCCGUGUCGAGGAGGGAAGGUGGAGACCAAGAUUUCGCCGAGGACGAGUGGUACGACGCGCAAAAGGCCUUGUUGCAGAAGCAGCAGGAUAUCAACAAAGCCGAGUUCGAGGAGCUCGACGAGAGUCAGCGGUUGGCAGUGGAGGGCCUGAAGGCCGGCAAGUACGCCAAGCUAGUCCUCGAGGGUGUCCCGGCCGAGUUCGUCAACCGGUUCCAAGCGCGAUUGCCCAUCGUUGUGGGUGGCUUGUCUCCCACCGAGGACAGGUUCGGGUUUGUCCAGGUUAGAAUCAAGAGGCACAGGUGGCAUAAGAAGAUCCUCAAAACGGGCGACCCGUUAAUCUUCUCGCUCGGUUGGCGGAGGUUCCAAUCGCUCCCAAUCUACUCCAUCUCGGACUCCCGGACGCGGAACAGGAUGCUCAAGUACACCCCUGAACACAUGCACUGUUUCGGUACCUUCCACGGGCCCUUGAUUGCGCCCAACACGGGCUUCGCCUGCUUCCAGUCCUUCUCAUCCUCCAACCCGGGUUUCCGCAUCGCGGCAACGGGUACGGUAUUGAGCGUUGACGAAUCCACCGAGAUCGUCAAGAAGCUCAAGCUUACCGGCACACCAUACAAGAUCUUCAAGAACACGGCCUUCAUCAAGGACAUGUUCAGCUCUUCCCUCGAGAUCGCCAAGUUCGAAGGCGCCGCCAUCAAGACCGUCUCGGGCAUCCGCGGCCAGAUCAAGCGCGCCCUCGCCAAGCCAGACGGCCACUUCCGCGCCACCUUCGAAGACAAGAUCCUCCUCAGCGACAUCGUCUUCCUGCGGGCCUGGUACCCGAUCAAGCCGCACCGCUUCUACAACCCCGCCACCAACCUGAUCGGCUGGCAGAGCAUGCGAUCAACGGGAGAGAUCCGGCGGGACCAGGACCUGGCCACCCCGCUGCUCAAGAACAGCCAGUACCGCAAGAUCGAGCGGCAGACGCGGCACUUCAACCCGCUGCGCGUGCCCAAGGCCGUGGCCGCCAGCCUGCCCUUCAAGUCGCAGCUCGUGCGCACCAAGGCGCAGAAGAAGGAGACGUACCUGCAGAAGCGCGCCGUCGUGGCCGCGCCCGGCGGCGGCGAGGAGCGCCGCGCCCGCGACCUCAUGCAGAAGCUCACCACCGUCCGCAAGGAGCAGGUCGCCAAGCGCAAGGCCAAGAAGGACGAGAAGCGCGAGGAGUACAAGAAGAAGAUUGCUGAUAUUGAGGAGCGGUUGGAGAACAAGGAGCGCAGGGAGAACAAGGCGUACUGGGAGCGCGAGGGGCGGAAGCGCAAGCCUGGGGAUUCCGGGGGUGGUGGGGGGAAGAGGAGGAAGUAG